Phytophthora infestans T30-4 is the source of this 1084-nucleotide messenger RNA. Its product is annotated as delta-aminolevulinic acid dehydratase, putative. The record is from RefSeq and is a predicted model, not a curated record. Gene Ontology annotation, biological process: heme biosynthetic process. Gene Ontology annotation, cellular component: cytosol. Lineage: Eukaryota; Oomycota; Peronosporomycetes; Peronosporales; Peronosporaceae. The transcript has a single exon. Gene Ontology annotation, molecular function: zinc ion binding; porphobilinogen synthase activity. The coding region runs from base 35 to 1018 and encodes 327 amino acids.
GCGCGCAACCCGCAAUUAUACAGCUCAGCCGGCCAUGAACUUCCUGCACUCCAGCCUGCAUCACCCUGCACAGCGCUCCUGGAGCGAGCCACACCUGCACCCGUCGCAGCUCAUGUACCCGCUGUUUGUGACGCUGCGCAGCGAGGACAAGGCGAUCCGUGGGCUUGAGCCGGAGCUGCAGUGGGGUCAGGGCCCUGACGGUGACUACGCCUCGCUUGUGGCCCAUUUGCGUGACCUCAUGACCAAGGGUCUGACUAACGUGAUGCUCUUUGGCGUCGUGGAGGACAAGGAUGCACGGGGCUGCAUGGCGGACGACGAGGCCACGCCCGUCAUCAAGUGUACCAAGGCGCUGCGCAAGGCACUGCCCGAUCUCAUGGUGGCCUGCGAUGUCUGCAUGUGUGAGUACACGGAUAAUGGCCACUGCGGUAUCCUGCGUGAAGUAAAUGGCGAGCAAGUGCUGGACAACGAGCGUACACUCGAGCGGCUCGCCAGCAUAGCACUUGCCUACGCUAAGGCAGGCGCGCACAUGGUAUGCCCGUCCGACAUGAUGGACAAUCGCAUCGGCGCUAUCCGCAAGAUCUACAAUGAGCACGGCUUUGAGCACGUGUCCAUCAUGGCCUACACGUCCAAGAAGGCCUCUGUCAUGUACGCGCCCUUCCGCGACGCUGUCGAGUCCACGUUCCAGGGUGAUCGCAAGCGCUAUCAGCACCCCGUGGGCAGCACGAGCCAUGCCGCGUUAGCCUUCGAGCGCGACGUGCAGCAGGGUGCUGACAGCGUCAUCGUCAAGCCAUCGCUCUUCUACUCUGAUAUCGUGGCCAGCUUUGCCGCUAAGAAGACCGUGCCUGUAGUGUGCUACCUCGUCUCAGGCGAGUACAAGAUGGUCAAGGACUACGGUGACUCCACCAACUCACUCGAAGCUGUGGUGCGCGAGGCCCACCUUGGUCUGCUCCGUGCCGGCGCCAGCGUGCUAAUCACGUACUUCACCCCGUACAUCUUGGACCACUGCGCUAAGUGGUAACUCUUGAUCGUAGCGGCACAACCGACAGUUUGGUUGUCUUUGCGUUGUAAUAACUGGUUCUUUGCC